AUGAAGUAUGUUAAUUCGAGGGUUGCUGUUGUGCUCCUCUUUUCGUUGAUCGCCGCUCUCCUGUUCCAACUGCCAGGCUCUCAAAGAUGGCUCAGUCUCACCACUGGCAAGCACGAGGAACCUCGAUGGCUCAUAGCCGCGAUGUCGGCCGCUACCUCUCAGCGCCGGCGAAAUAUCAUUCGGGCAACCAUGGGCAAAGCAUAUUCAAACCCUUCCUUCACCCUUCGUUUUGUCAUUUCGAACCCAGGCGAUAUGUGGUUGCCGGUCAUAGAACAUGAGAACAAGACGUUCGGAGACAUCAUGAUGCUACCGCAUUUGGAAGAAACAGGUCAUCUGGCCAAUACAGUCAAAUCAGUCGAGUGUCUGAAGCAUAUUGUCCACUCCGGCGAGACUUGGCAAUUCGUCUCGAAGAUGGACGAUGACUCCUUCGUCGCACUUCCUACUUUCUACCGCCUCUACCUGGAACCUCUGUUGCUUGAACAAGCUACCACCACCACCACCACCACCACCACCACCACCACCACCACCAGCCCUGGCCAUGCCGUAAUCGGCCGUCGACUUCAAGGCGAAAGACCGUACCCGUACCCCGGAGGCCAGUUUUACACACUAUCUUGGGACAUGGUCAACGCGAUUGUAAGACAAUACGAGGCCUAUCCGGUCCAAGACGAGGAUGAAGACGUCCUCAUCGGAAGGCUCUUGAGCGAGGCAGGUGUAAACUUCGAUGUUACAGAACUUGAAAACCCCGUGGCAUUUGACUAUGAUGCCGAAAAUGACGACAAGUGGGCGUGGUCACACAAUAUUACAGAGGAAUCCAUCAACCCCCACCGACUGAAAGCUGAUGCUGUUUACCUUGACGUCGCCGCCCAGAUGCUCGCCCUGCAUCCCAACUGA
This is a messenger RNA of Exophiala aquamarina CBS 119918, 891 nucleotides long. RefSeq lists its product as uncharacterized. Bases 1 to 891 code for a protein of 296 amino acids. Gene Ontology annotation, molecular function: hexosyltransferase activity. The transcript has a single exon. The record is from RefSeq and is a predicted model, not a curated record. NCBI's taxonomy places the organism in Eukaryota, Fungi, Ascomycota, Eurotiomycetes, Chaetothyriales, Herpotrichiellaceae. Gene Ontology annotation, cellular component: membrane.